UCCCCUCCCCCGAAUCUGAACUCCGCCCCGUAUCUUCUCCUUCGCUUCGCCGUCGCGUUAGGGUUUAACAGCCAGAAAUCCCUCCCCUCCCGACUCCCUUUCCUCCGUCCGGCGCGCAAUCCAUGGACACCUUCGCCGGCCCUUUCGCGGUGGACCUCUCCAAGAAGCGCAAGAUCGAGGACGGCAACAACGGGUUCGCGCCGCCGCCGCCGGCGGGGGAGCAAGCGGACGCCGCCCUCGCGCUCGCCCCCCUCGAGGCCCGCAAGAUGGUCGAGACCUUCACCAGGGAGCAGCUCCUCGACCUCCUCCAGGACGCCCUCAUCAACCACCCCGACGUGCUCUACGCCGCCCGCGCCGUGGCCGACGGCGACGCCACGCAGCGGAAGCUGUUCGUGCGCGGCCUCGGGUGGGAGACCACCACCGAGGGGCUCCGCUCGCUGUUCUCCGUGUACGGGGAGAUCGAGGAGGCCGUCGUGGUCCUCGACAAGGCCACGGGCAAGAGCAAGGGUUAUGGGUUCGUCACGUUUAAGCACGUGGACGGCGCGCUCCGUGCUCUGCGGGAGCCGAGCAAGAAGAUUGAUGGCCGUGUCGCGGUUACCCAGCUCGCCGCCGCCGGUAAUUCCGGGUCGAAUUCGAAUCCCGUGGAUGUAUCCAAUAGGAAGAUUUAUGUAGGUAAUGUGCCGAAUGAUAUGCCCUCGGAUAAGCUUUUGUCUCAUUUCUCUGUGUAUGGUGAGAUUGAGGAGGGCCCACUGGGGUUUGAUAAGCUCACUGGGAAGUCGAGGGGGUUCGCUCUGUUUGUCUACAAGACGAUGGAGGGAGCCCAGGCUGCGUUGGUGGAACCGGUGAAGACGAUUGAUGGUAGACAGUUAAACUGUAAAUUGGCGAUUGAUGGGAAGAAGAAACCUGGCGGGGGGCCUAUGGGAGGUCCUGGUGCACCUGGUGGGCAUGGGGAUCGCCCAGUUGAUGGAAUGGGAAUGGGUGGUGUACCUUCCUAUCCGGGGUCUGUUCCGGGUCAGUAUGGUCCGAGUUCAGUUGGAGGUUAUGGUGGGUAUUCAGGUCAACCAUCGGUGGGUCUGAUGAAUUCGGCUUCGAUGGGUGGCCCUAAUGCGACUUCUAUGACGAAUCAGCCUCCUUCAUCCCUCAGCGGCGUUGGUGGUUAUGGUACUGGACUAGGUGGUCCAUAUAGUGGUUAUGGUGGGCAUGGGUCUGCAGGCUAUGGAGGGAUGGGUGGUUCUCUUGGCGGACUUGGGUCUGCUGGGGCUUUUGGUGGCGGAGGUUUGGGUGGUGCUGCUGGUGGACUAGGUGGUGUGGCUUCAGGUUUUGGAGGUGCUGCCACCGGAUCAUCUCUGUAUCGGCCUUCAGGUGGGUAUCCAGAAGGGGGGAACUAUGGAUUGUCAUCAUCAUCUGCUUAUCCAAGUCAGACUCAGCCACCAACGGGAACCUCUCCUGUGCCAAGGGUUCCCCAGGGAGGAAUAUAUCCCCCUCCUUAUUAUUAAGGUGUAUGACAGCUUGUUGGGGCAGAUGCUAUUAUCAUUCAAGUGAUUGACUGAAUGCAAACAAUAUUUCUCUGGUUUGAUGAAUGCAUUAGCUGUGCUUUUGCGGGCUCUUCUUGACUCAUCUUCUCCUUAAUGAUGUGGAUCUGACCCCUGUUAGCUAAAGCAUCUUCAGAUUAGAUUUGAUAUUUUGGAAGCUUCUGUAAUAUCUGAGCUCUUUCCUUGAAUGUAGGCGUUUACUAGCAGAAGUGUUGAUGUUUAGUGAAAGGUUUUUUGUACUCAUUUUCAUGAUUGCUGCCUUUACAAUUAUAUACCCCGUAUGGAUUUUGGAAUCGUUUUUUAUUGGUGAUGGUUGCAAGGAUGUUAUUUGGUUUGCUUA
Molecule: messenger RNA, 1872 nt
Organism: Eucalyptus grandis
Lineage: Eukaryota; Viridiplantae; Streptophyta; Magnoliopsida; Myrtales; Myrtaceae
Product: UBP1-associated protein 2C
Exons: 2
Coding region: 123-1496 (457 amino acids)
Molecular function (GO): RNA binding
Source: RefSeq, a predicted model, not a curated record